AUGUCGCCAGCAGCUCCAUUUAGUCCCCCUUCAGCCGAAUUGCCCGGCAAGCCCUUCGUCCCUGAGUGGAUUCCCCCACCAGUGACACAGCAGAAGGAGCAAUUUGCCGAGCUCACUUCUAUUGAUCUCUCUCUGCUCGACUCUGAUGAUCCUUCUGUUGUGCAGGAGUUAGUCAACCAAGUUAAGAGAGCUAUUCGCGAGGAUGGGUUCCUAUUCCUUGAGAACUAUGGUAUCUCGCUAGAACAGCUCCAUCGCCAAUUCGCCAUCGCCCAGUACAUGUACAAAAACAUUUCUGAGGAGGACAAGGAACGUCUGCUCUUCAACCCUGACUCCGGUGUCUGGUCUGGCUACAAACACCCAUUUGGCUUCAAACGUCACCGUGGACCUCCUGAUGGCAUUGAACAGUUCAACUGGUACCGACCCGACUGGGAGGACAUCAACCGCGUGCCCACCUGUCUCCAUCCCUUCAUGGAUGAAAUCGAGGCUUUCGCCAAUUACCUCACCGGCUCGGUCAACCGUCGUCUUCUGACUCUCUUCUCUCGAGUUCUCGAGCUCCCAGACGAUUACCUAUGGGAAAACGUCCAGUCGCACGGCAGCCCAACUGGCGAGGGCUACUUCAGGCACGCUCUCUUCAGACCUGUGCAGAAGACAACAGAAGAAGCUUCCAAGGGUCUUCGCAUGCAUGGGCAUACCGACUUUGGUCUCACCACUCUACUCUUCUCUGUUCCUGUCUCUUGCCUCCAGAUCUGGGGUCAGGAUGAGAAGUGGUACUAUGCCCCCUAUAAGCCUGGUGCUCUUGUCGUCAAUAUCGGUGAUACUCUCGAGAUCGUAUCGGGGGGACACUUUAAAGCCACUCGUCACCGUGUCUACAAGCCCCCGGUUGACCAACGCAACUACGAGCGUCUCUCAUUGGUGCUAUUCAACAGCUCCGUCGGUGACUUGCGCAUGACACCAGCUGCUGAAUCUCCCCUUAUCCAGCGCGAGGGCUGCGUCGAAGAACAAGGAGUGUACGCUGAGUUCAAGAAGCGAACGCAGCAGGGCAAGCUCGUUCCCACCAACCGAGAAUGGCGCGAGAUCCAGAUCGCGACAUGUACGGAUCCUACCGACACAGUGAACAAUAGAGUUGGUGCUCAUCAGGUUCUGAUUGAUGGAAAACUCAUGCACCAGCGAGAGUACAUGGGGGUCAAGGUCGUUUUGCCAGUUUAA
Messenger RNA from Fusarium proliferatum ET1, 1206 nucleotides. RefSeq lists its product as uncharacterized. The coding region runs from base 1 to 1206 and encodes 401 amino acids. Gene Ontology annotation, molecular function: dioxygenase activity. The transcript has 4 exons. NCBI's taxonomy places the organism in Eukaryota, Fungi, Ascomycota, Sordariomycetes, Hypocreales, Nectriaceae. The record is from RefSeq and is a predicted model, not a curated record.